AAACAUAAACUAGUCAGUUAAUUUAAAGAACGAAAUGAUAUAUGAAAUGAACGAAGACUAAUAAGUAUUAGACGACUAUUCAUGUUGGUGAUAACGAAAAUAUUUAUUCUUGUGUAACAUGUAAUGACAGUUUUUCUUAGAAAAGUUUACUAGUUGCAACAGUUUUAUUUAAAUGCACACAUUUUUACGCAAGGUGAUUUGAAAUGAACUAAUAUUUCUAAGUAUUAGGACUCAUUCAUGUUAUUGAGAAUACUUAUUCUUAUGUGAUAAGAGUUUUUCUUAGAAAAGUAAUACUGGUUAUUAACCUGAUUCUUGUAAUCAGAGUUUUUCCCAUAGAAGUGACAUGACUAAACACUAUCCUGUUCAAAUGGCUGGGAAAUCAUUUUCCUGUAAUGUAUGUAAUAAGAGUUUUUCAAGCAGAAGUAAUCUGACUAAACACAGUUAUGUUCAUACUGGUGAGAAACCUUUUUCUUGUAGUAUAUGCAGUAAGAGUUUUUCACAAAAAGUUGUUCUAACUUCACACAAUCUAGUUCACACUGGUGAGAAACCUUAUUCUUGUAGUGUAUGUAAUGAGAGUUUUUCACGGAAAAGUAAUCUGACUGCACACAGUCGUGUCCACACUGGUGAGAAACCUUAUUCUUGUAGUGUAUGUAAUAAGAGUUUUUCCCAUAGAAGUAGUCUAACUGAACACAGUCCUGCUCACACUGGUGAGAAACCUUAUUCUUGUAGUGUAUGUAAUAAAAGUUUUGCACGAAGAAGUUAUCUGACUACACACAGUCGUGUUCACACUGGUUAGAAACAUUUUCCCUGCAGUAUAUGUAAUAAGAAUUUUCUACGUAGAAUUUGUCUGACUGAGCAUUUUGUGUUCAUACCAGUAUGAAACCUGAUUCUUGUUGUUAAUUCUUAGAGUUUAUCUUCAUAAAGAGUUUAUAUUUUAUUUUGAGGGUCUCAUUGUUAAUUUUUAGGAAAAUAAAUAAAAAUUUAACGUUUUGCUCUCUGA
Molecule: messenger RNA, 1000 nt
Organism: Parasteatoda tepidariorum (common house spider)
Lineage: Eukaryota; Metazoa; Arthropoda; Arachnida; Araneae; Theridiidae
Source: RefSeq, a predicted model, not a curated record